This is a messenger RNA of Dovyalis caffra, 1236 nucleotides long. The record is from the annotation of a GenBank genome assembly. Lineage: Eukaryota; Viridiplantae; Streptophyta; Magnoliopsida; Malpighiales; Salicaceae.
AUGGUUACAGAUAAAGACGGAGUAAAGCGAUGGAAGAGGGUCGAAGUGAGGAUCAAAGAUCAUGUCCAUGUUCCGGUUUUCGCCUCCGGAAUGUCAACACAAUUUUACGAUGAAUGUCUUGAUGAUUAUCUUUCGAAAAUGGCAAUGGAACAAUUACCUCAAAGCCAGCCAUUAUGGGAAUGUCAUUUAAUAAAAUACCCCACAAGUCAUGCAGCUAGUAACAUAGUGUUCAAGCUUCACCACUCGCUUGGAGAUGGCUUCUCUUUAAUGGGAGCUCUCCUUUCUUGUUUACAAAGAGCUGAUAAUCCUUCUAUUCCGUUAACAUUUCCUUCUGUUAAAUUGCACACCAAUAAAAAUGGCACAAAUUUUAGCAUGUUCAGGAAUGUGCUUAGAUUUUUCUCUUCAGUUUCCAACACUGUAUCGGAUUUUUGUUCAAGCAUUGUAAAGAGUUCUUUGGUUGAGGAUGACAAGACACCAAUAAGAUCUGGGCGUUCUGGGGUAGAGUUUCUUCCUGUUUCCAUAGCAACAAUGACUUUCUCUCUUGACCAUAUUAAGCAAAUCAAGGCCAAGCUUGGAGUGACAUUAAAUGAUGUGAUUACUGGAGCAAUAUUCUUGGGAACUAGAUUGUACAUGGAAACAAUGAGUCAAGGAUCAGGCAAUGCAUGUAGUACAUCAUUGGUUCUGCUUAACACAAGAAUGUAUGGAGGCUACACCUCAGUUGAAGAAAUGGUAAAACCUGACGCUGAGUUGCCUUGGGGGAACCAUUUUGCCUUCUUGAACACGCCAAUUCCCAAGUUAAGAGAUGCUGAGGCCAAGAAUAAUCCCCUACAAUUUGUCUUCAAUGCAAGAAAAAUCAUCCAGAACAAGAGAAGCUCUUUUGGUGUUUACCUCACUGCCAAAUAUCUUCAACUUGUUGAGAAAUUUCGUGGUCCAAAGGGAGCAUCUAAAUACAUACAUAGAACGCUGGAGAAUACAAGCAUGGGAAUCACAAAUGUAAUGGGGCCAAUGGAGCAGAUAGCCGUCGCCAAUCAUCCAAUUAGUGGACUAUACUUUGUGGUGACAGGGUCACCUCAGAGCCUUAUGGCAGGAAUAAUGAGCUACGUGGGAAAGCUUAGAGUUGCUUUGCUAGUAGAAAAAGACUUCAUUGAUCCAAAAAAGCUCAAGUCGGACAUAGAAAAUGCAUUUGACAUGAUUUUCAAAGCUGCAUGUGAAGGAAGUACUCCACCGGCCGAUUAA